Messenger RNA from Mesorhabditis belari, 216 nucleotides. NCBI's taxonomy places the organism in Eukaryota, Metazoa, Nematoda, Chromadorea, Rhabditida, Rhabditidae. The record is from the annotation of a GenBank genome assembly.
AUGUAUUUCUUCUUAACUAUAUUCUCAUUUUUUCCCUUUUUACCUUCUUUCGUCUCGGCCGAGAAUGUUUUCUGUGUUUAUUACAGAGAAGCAAAUGAGAUCACUUGUGGGCAUGUCACUUGUAAAACGCAUGAGGUCGACAAUGCGACUGUUUAUGCGGAAGAUGGGGUCGAUAUGAAAUUGCCGAUUGGAUGGUUUGAGUUUAAAAAUAGAUUU